Hyaloperonospora brassicae is the source of this 1572-nucleotide messenger RNA. NCBI's taxonomy places the organism in Eukaryota, Oomycota, Peronosporomycetes, Peronosporales, Peronosporaceae. The record is from the annotation of a GenBank genome assembly.
AUGGCGUCUGAGACGCACCUGCGCACGCAGUAUGAGUCGCUGGCAAAGGAGAACAAACUGCUCCGGACGAACGUGGAGAAGCUGGACAAGGAGAACCACGACCUCAAGCGCUCGGUGUACGAGCUCACCCUCAAACUCGACUCGGUGCACGCGCCGUCUUCCUUGACCCGCGCUGCGGCCGCAGAGCCCUUUGCCCUGGCGAAUCUCCUAGCAGCUCCAGCUUCUCCGGCCACAGCAGAGUCGUCGUCGUUCCGUCGGACGCACGGCAGCUCUGGAGGGCCGCUUUUGGGUGCAAAAGGAGAGCUGUACGACACGGACUCGGACGGAGAUGCUCGUGUGCUAGUGCACAAGUCGACGCUGCGGGCCCACGCAGGAGCGGUGUACACGGCCAAGUUCUCGCCUUGCGGGCGGCUCUUGGCGUCCGGCGGGUUCGACUGCAAAGUGAUGCUCUGGGACGUGACGACCAAGUUCAAUCAGUCGCAGCUGGCGGCGCUUUCGAGCCACACGCAGCUCGUGAUUGACGUGAGCUGGGCAGAGGACAGCGCGACGCUCGUGUCGGCUAGUUACGACCACUCGGUGAAGCUCUGGGACGUGGAGAAGAACCAGCUGCUCACGAGCCACGAGGUGGAAGGUCUCGUCCAGUGUGUGGCGUUCAAUAUGGCUGACAACAACCAGUUCUUCUUGGGAACCAGCAAGUGCUGUCUGCACAUGGCAGACGCACGCUCCGACGUCUAUCGCACGUGGUCGAACGACGCCAUGGUGAACGCAGUGCACGUUUCGCAUGACGGCCUUACCAUCACAACGGGCGACAGCAAGGGUAUGUUGAAGUUCUGGGACGUCCGGAUGGAUACGUGUCUGGAAGAGUUGUCGGUGCUGAAUGACCCAGCCAAACACGCCAUUUCGCACAUUCACGCAUCGCCAGCCAGUGACGGUGGGGACGAUGGGCGAUUCCUUGGCGUCAACAGCUAUGACAAUGUCUUGCGUGUGUACGAUCGACGCUCUAAGCUUAUUAGCUCUCGCGGUUCGAGACGCGGGGCUGCUGGAGGCAACGACGUUCGUGAUGACCAGCUACAGCUAGUGCGCUCAGUGUCGGGUCAUAAGAACAAAAACUGGCCUAUCAAGAGCUCGUUCUUCCGUGGAGAUGGCUACAAGUACAAGCUGGCGCUGCCGCCUCGAGGGAGACUUGAAGGUAGCUUGGGUGGCACGUUGGGCACUAGCUUGCGGCACAAAUUCGCGGAUAGUGACGCAGAGGAUUUUGUAGACCCGAGCGAAGAGCGUGGAUCUCUGAGCUCUUCGGAUGAAAGGCUGCUACUUGCCACUGGAAGUGCCGACCAUCAUAUAUAUCUACACGAUGUGACACCGUCAAAGCACGCUAUCGACGCCAGCGGUUCGGGUAAACACGCGCAAACUGUAGUGCAGAAGAUCGAUGGCCACUCUGACCGCGUGUACUGCGUGGAUUUUCACCCCACCGAGCCUAUUCUGGCUUCUGCGUCAGCAGAUUGCUCGAUAAAGAUAUGGCUUCCGCGCUCUGGAUCUAGCUCCGCCUCGCGUCUCGCAAAGGCCAAGAAUUAG